GCGCUCAUUUGGAUGUUGUUCCUGUAGACGACUCACAGUGGUCGGUCCCUCCUUUCGAAGGGGUCGAACUAGAUGGAUUCAUUUACGGAAGAGGAACAAUGGACGAUAAACAAAGUAUCAUGGGUAUCAUGGAGGCGCUAGAAUUUAGACUGAAACGUAAUGUCCUCCCCAAACGAUCUCUGUACAUCGCAUUUGGACAUGAUGAAGAGAUCCAAGGUAAUAAGGGUGCUCGCUACAUAGCCCAACGUUUGCAGGAGCGAGGCGUUUCUCGGGUCGAAUUUCUUUUAGAUGAGGGCACCAUGGUAACCCGCGGCAUUUUUCCGUUUGUGAAUAAGCCGGUUGCUAUGAUAUCCAUAGCUGAAAAGGGUUCGCUUACUGUCGAGUUGACAAUGGAUUCUGCUCCUACGGGCCAUUCUUCAGUGCCUCCAAAGGAAACCAACAUAGGGGUGCUUGCAAGAGCUAUAAGCAAGUAUGAUCUAUAUCAAAUUAGUCGCAAGAUGGAAUCUAACUGAUAAGAAAUAAAACAAAUAUUAGGCCUAUAUAAUUCUAACAUAGGGGUGCUUGCAAGAGCUAUGGGCAAGUACGAUCUAUAUCAAAUUAGUCGGAAGACGGAAUAUAACUGAUAAGGAAAUA
Molecule: messenger RNA, 633 nt
Organism: Anneissia japonica
Lineage: Eukaryota; Metazoa; Echinodermata; Crinoidea; Comatulida; Comatulidae
Product: N-fatty-acyl-amino acid synthase/hydrolase PM20D1-like
Exons: 4
Coding region: 99-512 (137 amino acids)
Biological process (GO): amino acid metabolic process
Molecular function (GO): hydrolase activity, acting on carbon-nitrogen (but not peptide) bonds, in linear amides
Source: RefSeq, a predicted model, not a curated record